Messenger RNA from Girardinichthys multiradiatus, 9121 nucleotides. RefSeq names its product Rap guanine nucleotide exchange factor (GEF) 6 (gene rapgef6). Gene Ontology annotation, cellular component: apical plasma membrane; plasma membrane; endocytic vesicle. The record is from RefSeq and is a predicted model, not a curated record. Gene Ontology annotation, molecular function: guanyl-nucleotide exchange factor activity; protein binding. The transcript has 32 exons. NCBI's taxonomy places the organism in Eukaryota, Metazoa, Chordata, Actinopteri, Cyprinodontiformes, Goodeidae. Gene Ontology annotation, biological process: Ras protein signal transduction; positive regulation of GTPase activity; positive regulation of ERK1 and ERK2 cascade. The coding region runs from base 384 to 5468 and encodes 1694 amino acids.
GAUAAGACUGACGCUGGCUACCGAACUGGAGUUUAACUCUCUGCCCCAAAUAUGCCGAAAACAAGCGAGCAGGUCACACAUACGUCACUUUCUGUCACACUUUAAUGGCGUUUAACAUUUUUCGUAUCCGCAGUAACAGCGAGUCGGCUGAAAGUGAAGUUUUUUUUGUUUUUUUUCUCCCCCCCCUCUUCUCCAGGAGAAGACGGAGUUCCCGGUCGGUUCGUUUGGAUUAAACUCCAUCCACGUUUGGCAGGGACGACCACGAUAUCCACGAGGAUGUGAUUUUUGUUCGGUUCGGCUAAGGAGCAGCCAGGAGGCAUAAAGUUACAUUAUAAAGGAGUAAAACAAUAAAAAUAAACCUGAAGUGGGUUUGAACCGAAAUUAUGAAAAUGACCGGAGCCAUGGAAACUUCUUUUAAGCUGGCUUUAAAAAAGCCGCCCUCCCUCCGGACGGCAGAGGACCUACACAUCAUCUAUUGCCAACUCUACCGCAUGGAUGUCCUCUCGCACCUAAGGGAACAUCAGUUAAGGUCGAUGUGCACCUCAGCCAGGUAUGAGAGACAUGAGGCUAACCACAUCCUGUUUUGUCCAGACAACCUCGCUACCUGUUGGUACAUUCUGCUCUCUGGAUCCGUCUUUGUCAAGGAGCACAUGUACCUGGCCAGGUGCUGUUUUGGCAAGCAGCUGGGGGGCAGGCGAGGCUGUGAAUGCAUCACUUUGGAGCCAUCAGAAAUGAUUGUGGUGGAUAACGGCACCGAGGGGGACGACAGCUUCCUGCAGAGAGACGGGUCCCAACGGCGGUCAAGGCGGCGCUUCAGGAGAGUUAACCCUAGAGGAGAGCGGGAACUUAUAACUGAUGGCCAAGAACCCGCCAGCUACAACAACACGCUUCCUGCCGAUCUCAAUAAGAUGCACCUAACGGACCACGCCCACCAGCAGGUGAUGCACAUGGCUCCCAGCCAGUCAGGGUGCAGCAUAACCAGCGAUUCGGGAAGUAGUAGCUUGUCGGACAUUUACCAGGCCACAGAGAGCGACUUAGGAGAUGUGGACUUGUCUGGACUUCCAGAGGCUCCAGUGGACAGCGAAGAAGAAGAGGAGGAAGAUGAAGACUUGGAGAGGGCCUCUGACACCCUUUUGGGUCGGGAUGUGGUCCGAGAGUGUCUGGAAAAGGAUCCAGCCGACCGCAACGAUGACGACAUUGAGCAACUGCUGGAGUUCAUGCAUCAGCUGCCUGCCUUCGCCAACAUGACCAUGUCCGUACGGAGGGACUUGUGUAGCGUCAUGGUGUUCGAGGUGGUGGAGCAGUCUGGCACAGUAAUCCUGCACCACAAAAAAGAGCUCGACCACUGGUAUGUGAUCCUGAAUGGAGCUGUGGAGAUCAGCCAUCCAGAAGGCAGAACAGAGACUCUUUGUAUGGGGAACAGUUUUGGCAUCUCGCCCUCGCUGGAUAAACAAUACAUGAACGGAGAAGUUCGCAGCAAAGGAGAUGACUGCCAGUUCGUCUGCAUCGCCCAGGAGGACUACUGGCGCAUCCUCAACCAUGUGGAGAAGAACACGCACAAGGUCGAGGAGGAGGGGGAGAUAGUGAUGGUGAAGGAGCACCGCGAGCUGGACCGCAGCGGCACCAGAAAGGGACACAUUGUCAUCAAGGGAACUCCAGAGCGUCUCAUCAUGCACCUGGUAGAAGAGCCAUCAGUGGUGGACCCAACCUACAUCGAGGACUUCCUGCUGACCUACAGGACCUUCCUCUCAAGUCCCAUGGACGUUGGCAGGAAAUUGCUGGAGUGGUUUCAGGUGGACAGCUUGCGGGACACGGUAACCAGAAUAGUGCUGCUGUGGGUCAACAACCACUUUAAUGACUUUGAGGGUGACGCAGCGAUGACGCGCUUCCUGGAGGAAUUUGAGAAACAUCUAGAAACAUCAAAAAUGAAGGGCCAUCUGAGGUUGCUGAACAUUGCAUGCGCGGCCAAGGCAAAGUGGAGACAGAUCACUCUGCAGAAAGCAUCCAGGGAGUCGCAGCUUAAUUUCAGCGUGCAAGGAGGCAGCGAGAGAGGAUUUGGCGUCUUUGUCGAGUCGGUGGAAGAGGGAAGCAAAGCGGCAGAGGCUGGACUCAAGCGGGGGGAUCAGAUCAUGGAGGUUAAUGGUCAGAACUUUGAGAACAUCGCCUUGUCCAAAGCAGUGGAUAUCCUGAGAAAUAACACACACCUUUCCCUCACUGUUAAAACCAACAUCUUUGUGUUCAAAGAACUCCUUAGCAGGAUCAUGCAUGAAAAGAAGAACGGCGGCCCUCACAUUCCAAAGAUCCAGGAGAAAAAGGGGAAUCGUUUCUCCAUCGCCGACCUUCCUGGAGAUAUGGAGUUCCCCACGGACAGCAAAACCACUCGGAAGAUGAAAGCUAACACCGUGUCAGGAGGGCGUAACAAGAUCAGGAAGAUGCUAGAGAAGACGCGCUUCAGUAUACUGCCACCCAAACCAUUUAGUGAUGGCGGCCUGGGUCAGUCUCAGGAUGACAGCAUUGUGGGCACCAAACAGUGUCGUCACAGCGUAGCGAUCAUGCCCAUCCCUGGCAACCUGUCGUCAAGCAGUCCUGACCUGCUGCAGCCGGCGACCAGCGUACUCGACUUCUCCAACCCCGCUGUUCUUGGACUGUACUACAUCCCAGACCAGGUUAUCCGGGUGUUCAAGGCAGACCAGCAGAGCUGCUACAUCAUCAUCAGCAAGGACACUACAGCCAAGGACGUCGUCGCCCACACUGUCAACGAGUUUGGCCUUCUGGCAGCGCCUGACACCUACUCCCUCUGCGAGGUGUCCGUCAGCCCAGAGGGAGUUAUCAAGCAGCGGCGGCUGCCUGACCAGCUCUCUAAACUGGCUGAUCGGAUUCAGCUGAAUGGCAGGUACUACCUGAAGAACAAUAUGGAAACGGAGACGUUAUGUUCGGAUGAAGACGCCCAGGAUCUCCUCAGAGAGAGUCAGAUCUCUCUGCUGCAGCUCAGCACCAUGGAGGUCGCUGCCCAGCUUUCAAUGAGAGACUUUGAACUCUUCAGAAACAUUGAGUCUACAGAGUAUGUAGAGGACUUGUUCAAACUAGACUGCUCUGCUGGAGGUACAAAUCUGAAACAGUUUGAGGAGGUGAUAAACCAGGAGACCUUCUGGGUGGCUACUGAGAUCCUGAAGGAGCCAAACACCCUAAAGAGGAUGAAGAUUAUCAAGCAUUUUAUUAAGAUCGCACUGCACUGCAGGGAGUGCAAGAACUUCAACUCCAUGUUUGCUAUCAUCAGCGGGCUUAACUUGGCACCGGUGUCUCGACUGCGAAGCUCAUGGGAGAAGUUGCCCAGUAAGUAUGAGAAGCUCUUUGAGGACCUGCAGGACGUCUUUGACCCGUCCAGGAACAUGGCCAAGUACCGUAACGUGCUGAGCAGCCAAAGCAUGCAACCUCCCAUCAUCCCGCUGUUUCCUGUGGUCAAGAAGGAUCUUACUUUCUUACACGAAGGCAACGACUCCAGUGUUGACGGCCUCGUGAACUUUGAGAAGCUGAGGAUGAUCGCGAAGGAAAUCAGACAUGUGGUGCGGAUGACCUCGGCCAACAUGGACCCCGCCCUCAUGUUCAGGCAGAGGAAGAAGAGGUGGAAGAGUUUAGGGUCUUUGAGUCAAGGCAGCACCAACUCCAACAUCCUGGACGUGCAGGGAGGAGCCCACAAGAAGCGAGUGCGCCGCAGCUCACUCCUGAACGCUAAAAAGCUGUACGAAGACGCUCAGAUGGCCAGGAAGGUGAAACAGUACCUUUCUAACCUCACGGUGGAGACGGAUGAGGAUAAGCACCAAAUCAUGUCCCUGCAGUGUGAGCCUUCAUACAACACCCUGAGCAAAAACCUGAGCGAGAGGCGGUCCAACAAGUCGGACAUGUCUCCAGUGUCCCUCAGGGCAACCCUGCCCUCUGGGAAAACUCAGAACAGAGUGUCACAAGUCCUUCAGGUCCAGGUGCCACUGAACCCUCUACGAAAGAAGAGCACCGCCAAGGACUUUAGCACACCCAACUCCAGUUCUCCCCAGGUGGUGAAGAAACCUGCAGUGAACUCGUCAGAUGAGUGGUGCGCCAAGAGACCAUCGGAUGACACGGUUUCCAUCGUCUCAUCCCUUCACUCCAGCCCCACAGUGUCGCCUCAGGGCUCCCCACGCAAAGUGGGAGGUGUGGCAAAAUCACAGAACUCCAGCCAAAUGAACUUAUCGGGAUCUUCAUCAUCAUUGACCAGUGACGCCAGCACAAAGACGGGCACAAUCAGUCUGCGCAGCUACGGCAUAGGUUGUCCCCUCCUUCCUACCGGCAAAUCAGACAACCUUUCUGACUCGAGUCACAGCGAGAUCUCCUCCCGCUCCAGUAUCUGUUCAGUCGACUCUGCGCAGGCCUCUGGGCCUGACGACCGCUGUAACCGGACCUGUUCCAGUACUACAGCUUCUGCCACUAUUGCUCCUAAUGCUACCGCUGCAACGGCUGCUGUGGUUGCUGAGGGCACAGCGGCAUUAAAUGCACACUUAACUGCUGAUUACAGCCAGCCCAGCACAAGUUCUUCAGUUGUGGCUCGAGGAUAUGCAGCACGACCUUUCAGCUCGUCUCUCUCCACGGAGGAGCUGACACCGGACCACACGUCUCUGGACUCAGUGGUCGACAGCGGCCGCGGCAGCUGGACGUCCUGCUCCUCCAACUCCCACGAAUCCUUCCAAAUACUCCCCACCUCCUCGUGCCGACCCUGGGACCACGGCAUCUACGGUCACCCCCUCUCUCUGCCACACAUGCACUUGAGUGGAUUGAAGCACACGCCAUUGUGCCGGACGGUAGCAGAAGCAGAAGCCGCCAGGCCCUUGUGGGCCAACGACUUUCCUGCUAACCGCCACACCAGAGACUCCAGCUCAGAUCUGAGCGAGCAGGUGCGGGAGAGCUGGACAUCAUCGGGCUCCCUGUCAGAUCACUACGAGGGGAAUUAUGGAACGAUAAAGCGCCGAAACACCUCGGAGCAUCCUUCCUCGCCGACCAACGAGGAAGGAGGACAAAGCACAGACGCCUCCUACAAAACGGUGACAUCAAGCACAGAGAAGGGCCUGAUAGUGUACUGUGUCACCUCCCCCACUAAGGAUGAGCGUUACCGGGCUCCCCCUCCCACCCCUCCAGGCUACCAGGGUCUGGCUCUGGGCGAUCUCGGGCUCACGGACGGAGUAGUCAGCGGGCCGGGGUCUCCCCUCCCCCGACCUCCCCACCUCAGACCUCCGGACUACAACGUGGCGCUGCAGAGGAGCAAGCUCCUGCAGAGCCCCGGAGCGGCCAGUGGUCUGGCUGAGGCGCGGAGGCUUCACCUCCAACACCAAGAUGGACGAGCAGUCAGCUCCACGCAGGGCAACUCCAUAGCGCCCAGCAUCUGCCACUCGUCGCAGGACCUGGCUAAUAGUGAGGAUGAUGAACAAGUGUCGGCGGUGUAACAUUACGUCCUCACAACUCGGAUCAGGUGACCACGCUGAUCAGAUGUAGGACUUAACUAUCAGCCUGUGGUCAUCAUCAACAGAGCACAUUGUCCAACUCCGCCCGCAAUCCAGUGGGUCAUGUGACCUCUCUACACAUCUCGGGAGUCACAAACUUUGUUUCAACAACCAGAGAUUUAAACAUUUUUUUUAAAUGAGAACUUCCGAACAAAGCUGAAAGAGGUGAGUGACGGGAUCACAUCGCAGGAGACGGACGAUAUUUAUGCCUCGCUGGAAAAACAGACCACCACGUACCUCCAUUCGCUCUCCAAGCUCACUCAUCUGCAGAUGUUUUUUUGUUCUUACAGUUUAUUUGCUUUAACUUGUUUCAGUUCUUGCUUUUAUCGUUUGGGUUUUUGAGCUUGGAAAUGUGAACUGCUUGAAGUCAUUCUGUGUAAGCCAACUUUAAAGGAAGAUUGAAUGUAGAUGGACAUACAAAAGGAGAAAAAUAGAUUUUGAGAUUUUUAGGUUGUUCUCUAAUAGUUAAUAUCCAAAAGGCACUGCAAAGGUUCUGAAAUAAAUGUAUAAAAACUUAACUUGGAAGUAAAGCUCCGCGCUUUAUUUUUCAGGGGGUGAAAAAAAAGGACAAAUAAUCCUCACCGUAGCUGCGGAAAACACACUUGUCUGUAAGACAAAGAGCAUCCCUCCAACCAUUUUUCUGAAACUUUGCAUCACCUUCACCCCACCACCUCUCCCACUGCUCGUUCGGCCUGCCCCCUCCUGCACGUUCUAUUACACCUGUAUUAUAACAUGUUUUUAAUGAGCUGAAGAACAACUGCCUCGCUGCUUCCCGUUGAGUAAAACGCACGCGUUCAUGUUAUUGCAGCAGCUGUAAUAAAAAAAUAAAUUAACACUGUGUGGCGACACGUGCAUGCACAUAGACUUGCACACACACAGCAAAAUAUAAAGGAACGUGUUUACGUCAGCGCUUACGUAUUUUGUUUACAGUGUUUAUUAGACUAGUUGUGUAUGGAAUUACGAGCUGGAGAGCGGAUCGCUCCGGGUUUAGUUGUAAAUUUGUUUAUAAUGCAGCAGGAUUAUGCUGAUGCAGCAUUAUUUUGUUCUCACGGUGUACCUCUCUCGUCCUGCUUCUCAUCCAAAGGAAGGUGCAACAAGAGCAAAAGGUCUGCCUGACUUACAUCACUCAAUCCUUGUUGCUAAUCCACGUGUAUUUUGUAAAAUAUUUAAAGAAAACGCUUGAAGAUUUAUUUGUAUUAAAAGCAGGAGCAGAUUUGUACAGUGAGAUAAAAAAUGUUUGUUUUUACUUUUAUUUGGACAGAGAGGGGUGUAACUGGAAUCACUUGUUCUUUUCCUCCCUCUGUCGUGUGUUUGCUUCUUGUAAUUUGUUUUGCCACAAAAAGACUUGAAAUGAUCGAUGCUCACCGCAGAUAUAUACAUUUGUACAUAUAUAUUUUUGCUGUUCCUUCGCCAUAAUUUAAUGUAAACUGAGUGUAUAAAUGUGCAGAGAAGGUUCUCUAUAGAGGCUAUUUUUGAACAUUUUUGUUGAAAGAAAAACAAAGUGGUGAUGGCUCUGCUGCUGUUUUAGGGGCAGGAGUCUUUAAAGGAAUUAGUGUUGAUUCUUGUCAUUUUUUUAUGACACCUCUCUCUUCCCACAGCCCCCUUGAUGCUCUGUGUUUGCUGCCCCUUCGGAUCUUUGCGUGUAAUUGCUGCUGAGUUUUGGGAGGAUGCAGCAGCGUGUGUGUUGUAGUGUUGUAUUUGGGAGGUUGGGAUCAAAAUAGGUUUUCUUUUUCAUUUCAGUCUCUAGGCGCUGCACUGCUCGCACAUUAUUUCCAACACAAACCCUCUGUAGUCUGCAGUUUUGCUUUGAUGGCUUCUGCCUACUGGAUGGCUGGCUCCUUUUGAGUCUUUUGCCAAUGGUCUCAUGACACAGACAAGUUCAGGCAAGCUCCAACACUGAAAGGAGGUUUUUGAUGCAAUACAUCCUUGUCUGUUUGAACUGAACUGAAGCCUUUUUACGUUUCCCUUGCUGAAUCUGUUUUCGACCCUGUCACUUCUGCUUGGCAUAUAACUUUCAACCUGUCAGCUCACUCUGCCUGAUGCAUUUCUCUCCAAUGCUGAAGGUUUUUAUGAAUCGUAAGACUGCAAUAUGACCCUCAACUUAGCCUUCUUUUUAAUUCAUCUUUAAAAUUACUUUGAAGUUUUGCACAACAUCUCUGGUAAAAUACAGAUUUUGUUCCAUUCAGAUUUAUCUUUAAAAAGUAUAAUAAAAUAAAAUUAUAAGUACAGAAUUCAAAAUAGAUUUUUUCCAAAUCUCCCUUGAGUGAGUGAUCAUAGAUUAUUUGUAUAAUGACCAGAGGGAUUGUAAUGUUAUGUCUCUGGGAGAGCAGUCGCUGUUAGGUUUUGAUUAUUUUCUAAAACGAAAUCAAAAUGAUUAACAAGUUCAGUUUUUACUCCCCUAAGUAACUGAGGGUUAGCAAUAAGCGCAACUAGCAUGGCUAAAACAGCCUUUUCCAUGUGAGUGCUCCAGAGAAUGUAGAUCCUAAACAUAAGUCCUAGAUUUCUGAAAAGCUGCCAAUGUUUUCAAAUCCUGCAUGUUCCAUUACAGAUGGGGGUUAAAAAAUUAUAAAAAGAUAAAAAGAGCAACUCUGCUUUACUUGUACAGCCUCCCUGUUACCUGCUUGAAGUCUUGCUCUCUCUCACUCUGCCGCAGCCUGAAUGAACUGCAGACAUGUCUCGAUGUGUCUCAGGAAAAACAGUUUCCUUUUGAAUAGCUCCUCGCUAAUAACUUUAAACCUUUAAGCUCAGUGAUAACCUGCAUUCAGAAUAACUUGUUAGGGGUUGAUCAAAAUUGAAAACAUCCAAUUACUCUUGCUUCUCUACAGUAUUAUUGCACUGUCUUGAAUCUUUGAGCUUAAAAGUUCACGUCUUGAUGAUGUCCUUUGGAUGAAUUAUUUUGGUCACACAUGAAAGCAAAAUAAAUCAAGCAAAAGUUUUAUUUCUGUUUCUUCCCACAUUUGGAUUUCUUUUUUUCUUUUUUUUGCUUUAUUCCUUACAUUCUUAGAACUUAAAAAAUGCUAAGUAGUGUUUGCUUUGCUAUCUGCCUCCUAAAGCUUGUAAAGCUUUACCUGACCCCUUUGUUUCUCACUCCUCUGAAAGAAAAGUCUGAACACAACAUGACUGUUUCUUUGAACAUAAAAUGAGAAAAACAUCAGCUCCCUCAACUCAGUCAGAAUAUGAUUUAGCCCACCACACUUUUAUCUGUUUUCCCCCUUGUUUCCUAGAAUGAAAUAAGAGAGAUGUGAAUGUGGCUUUUUUAUGGGGUUUUUUUGUGAACAUUUUCUGGCAUUACAGCAGAAAUGCAUAAUAAGCUUAAAUGUGGAGAGUGAGCAGCACAAUCUUGUACAAAGAGGUAUUAACUCAGUCUGUGGCUUAACGUUGGCUUUUUCUCUCACGCGUAUAGAUGUUGUAACUUAUGUCUUUUAGAAAGACAACCAUGAUUUUAGCUUGUACGCUUUUUAUGUAUUUUUUACAAGUGAUUGUAAAUAGUUGUUAUAUUUUUGUUUAAAAGAAUGUUUAAAAAAGGAACGAUUAACUUUUAUUUCUCGGAGUCUACUGAUAUUAAUUUGGACUAUGAAUAAAAUGUUAAACUGAAA